Messenger RNA from Topomyia yanbarensis, 2250 nucleotides. RefSeq lists its product as uncharacterized. The transcript is spliced from 2 exons. Lineage: Eukaryota; Metazoa; Arthropoda; Insecta; Diptera; Culicidae. The coding region runs from base 1 to 2250 and encodes 749 amino acids. The record is from RefSeq and is a predicted model, not a curated record. Gene Ontology annotation, molecular function: nucleic acid binding. Gene Ontology annotation, biological process: DNA integration.
AUGAAGUCCAUCGAGAGACGAUUCCAGCUAGAUGCUGAGUUCAAGCGUCAGUACGUUUCUUUCAUGCACGAAUACAUAGAACUUGGUCACAUGAAAGAAGUGCCAGCUAAUCAGAUGCAAAAAAACAGCAGCGAGUGCUACUAUCUGCCGCACCACGCGGUACUAAAGAUCGAUAGUUUGACAAAAAAAAUACGCGUCGUAUUCGAUGGAUUGUGCGCUUCAUCGUCAGGAGUCUCGCUGAACGAUAGAUUAUUAGCGGGGCCGAACAACAAUUCUGACCUUUUCGCUGUGUCGUUGCGGUUCCGUGCUCACCGAGUGGCUUUUUGCGCAGACGUAGCCAAGAUGUACCGUCAGGUACUAGUGCAUCCAGCAGACCGUGACUUCCAACGUAUCGUUUUUCGAGAAGAACCGGACCAGCCAAUGACACACUACCUACUCUGUACUGUGACAUACGGCACGAAGACUGCUCCAUACUGGGCAAUAGAGUGCAUGAGAGAGGCAGCAAAACCAUUUGCAGCGAUGUACCCCCAAGCAGUAGAAUCCAUCAAGCUCGACUUUUACGUCGACGAUUUCCUGUCGGGUGCCGAUAAUGAAGAGGAAGCAAGUUGCCUGAUGCAUCAAGUAGUUGAAAUUCUUUCGUCUGCCGGUUUUAAACUACGCAAGUGGUCUUCCAACAACAAGAAUAUACUGCCAAAUAAUGGCCAGAACGAAGAUGAAUCUGUUCCGGUGAAAAUGUUGAACGACACCAAUGCUGUGAAGGCAUUAGGAAUCAACUGGUACCCUUCGGAGGAUGAGUAUGGGUUCAAGGUAAACUUUUCUCCGCUCAGCGACAACACAAAGCGCCAGAUGAUUGCAGAUUCAGCCAGACUAAUUCAACUUCACGGAUUUUCGGACGCCUCCGAGCAGGCGUAUGCAGCACUGAAUGGUGCAUUUUUGCUUACGGAGUUGAUGCAGCGUAUCACUGAAGGACUAUCUCAUCUAGCAAUUGAGCAUUGGGCGUGGACAGACUCAACCAUCGUUUUAAACUGGCUGUCUGCCCAUCCACGAAAAUGGAAGACUUACGUGGCAAACAGAACGUCUGCCAUACUGGAAUAUUUGCCACGCAGUUGCUGGAAUCACGUCAUCAGUAAUGACAGCCCGGCAGAUCUCGCAUCCCGCGGUCUCUCACCGGCCGAACUUGUUGGCAAUCCAUUGUGGUUCAUGGGAACACCGUGGUUGAAGGCCGAUCAAUGCGAGUGGAAGCUGUGUCCUGCUCCAGAUGGUCAAGACGAUGAUCUGCUAGAAACCAGACCUGUAAGAUCGCACCAUCUGGUUGCGACCUCGAUACAUUCCAACUAUGGCAUCGAAUUGCAGCUUUUAAAACGACGUUCCAGUUUUUCGUUGAUCAUCCGCACAUUGGCCUGGGUCAAUCGGUUCAUCUACAACCUCCGAUCAAUCGUAGCCGAUCGCCGAAGUUUGGAAUUGGUUCCAAUAGAACUACGUCAUGCUAAAUCACAGCUAAUUCUAGCUGUUCAGCACUCAGUAUAUGCACCAGAGCUGGAGUUGCUGUGGAAGGAUAAAUCGUUGCGUUUCAAGCAUGUGCUUUCUUUUCUUCAUACUUUCCUCGAAGACCAAGGCAUUAUGCGCUUGGGUGGCCGUCUUCAGAACUCUUCUCUUCCAAACGAUAUGAAGCAUCCCGUAAUAUUGCCACACAAUCACGAAGCAACUGUGCUACUUGUGCGUGAAUUACACUUGCGUAAUUUUCAUGCAGGACCGUCACUGCUAACAUCCACCAUUUAUCAGCAAUACUGGAUAGUAGGAUGUCAGACGGUGGUACGUAAGGUGGUGCAGGGCUGUACAAGAUGUGUGCGUCUCAAGGGAAAAACAGCUAGCCAGUUGAUGGGCAGCCUACCACCAGCGAGAGUGUUAGCUACACGAGCGUUCUCACAUGUCGGCGUGGAUUACGCUGGCCCUGUUAAGCUGAAGGCAACAUCUGUUCGAGGAGUGAAAAUCACCAAGGGAUACCUCGUGGUGUUUGUAUGCCUAUCAACCCGAGCCGUGCACCUAGAAGUGGCAAACGAUCUCUCUUCAGAUACUUUUCUUGGCUCUCUAAAGCGAUUUAUUUCUCGUCGUGGUUACCCUGUCGAAAUUCGGUCGGACAACGGAACCAAUUUCGUUGGUGCCGACCGCAAGUUGCGAGAACAUUUGGAUCAGAUCAUAUCACACAGCAAGGACGCUAGUCGCUAUCUUUCCAAUUUGGGGAUCAACUGA